AUGACACAAUACGCUCUCCCAAACAUUCCUCUCCAUGCCCGUUGGACACAGAACGGCGUCACCAUUGCUGGAGGUCACGGAGAAGGCAACGCAUCCAACCAACUCCCGUGUCCUUUGGGUCUCUAUGUGCAUGAUGAUCAAACUGUCGUGAUCGCUGGCUCCGUCAAUCAUCGUAUUGUGGAAUGGAAGACUGAUGCCACAAGUGGUCAAGUGGUGGCCGGUGGCAAUGGAGAAGGAAAUCGAACUGAUCAGUUGAAUGAUCCAACAGAUGUGAUUGUUGACAAAGAUACAGACAGUCUCAUCAUCUGUGACCGAAGGAACCGACGAGUGAUGCGAUGGCCUCGUCGAAGUCGAACAAGUGGAGAAACCAUCAUCGAGGAGAUCGACUGUUGGGGAUUGACGAUGGACGAUGAGAGAUUUCUCUACGUCCCCGAUUAUCAAAAGGAUGAAGUGAGACGAUAUCGAGUGGAAGAGACGAAGGGAACAGCGGUGGCGGGAGGCAACGGACGAGGUGAUCAUCUCAAUCAACUCAACUAUCCCACCUACGUCUUUGUUGAUCGAGAUCAUUCUGUCUACGUGUCGGACAACGAGAAUCAUCGUGUGAUGAAGUGGCACAAGGGUGCGAAAGAAGGGAUUGUUGUGGCUGGUGGUCGAGGCAAAGGGAAUGCGUUGACUCAACUGUCGUAUCCUAACGGCGUGUUCGUCGAUCCAUUGGGCACAGUCUAUGUGGCAGACUGUUGGAAUGAUCGAGUGAUGCGUUGGUACAACGGAGCGACACAGGGAAAUGUCAUUGUUGGUGGAAAUGGUAGAGGACAGCAAGCAAACCAGUUGGACUGUCCCGUGGGUUUAUCAUUCGAUCGACAUGGCAAUCUCUAUGUCGCCGAUUGCGGGAAUCAUCGAAUUCAACGAUUCUCAAUCGAAGCACGUUGA
Messenger RNA from Didymodactylos carnosus, 930 nucleotides. Lineage: Eukaryota; Metazoa; Rotifera; Eurotatoria; Philodinida; Philodinidae. The record is from the annotation of a GenBank genome assembly.